This is a messenger RNA of Nicrophorus vespilloides, 564 nucleotides long. RefSeq names its product peflin-like. Lineage: Eukaryota; Metazoa; Arthropoda; Insecta; Coleoptera; Silphidae. The transcript has a single exon. Bases 1 to 564 code for a protein of 187 amino acids. Gene Ontology annotation, molecular function: calcium ion binding. Gene Ontology annotation, biological process: COPII vesicle coat assembly. The record is from RefSeq and is a predicted model, not a curated record.
AUGAACCAGAAGGAUCAGGCAUCCGAGACGACGAAGACGAACGCCGAGAAACCGCCACCGGUCUUCUCCGAGGUGCAGAAAUGGUUCCAAUCGAGCGAGUCGAAACGUGACGGAAAGAUAUCGCCGAAGGAGCUGCAGACCGCUUUCGAGGUGUUCCAGGGAAAGCACUUCUCAGACGGCGCCUGCAAAUUCAUCGUGCGCCUCUUCGAUCUCGACAAACGCGGCGGUCUUGACAUCAAGGAGUUCGAGCAGCUGUACUACUUCAUCAAGCAGUGGGUCAGCGCGUUCCACAGCUUCGAUUACCAGAGAUCCGGAUUUUUAGAUGAAGAGGAAUUCGCCGGAGCCCUCAAACAUAUGGACAUCAACUUCAGUCCGGAUUUCGUACGGUUCCUGAUGAAGAGAGCGGAUCCGACCAAGGACAAAAUCGCUUUGGACCAAUUCAUCGUCACCUGCAUUCAAAUCCAGAAGUACACUGAAGAAUUCAAGCAGCGCGACGCCAAUUACACGGGCGAGAUUCAGCUGAAGUACGAGGACUUUCUGGAGAUGCUGCUGAAAUGCAUGUAG